This is a messenger RNA of Coregonus clupeaformis (lake whitefish), 1942 nucleotides long. Its product is annotated as BRISC complex subunit Abraxas 2-like. Lineage: Eukaryota; Metazoa; Chordata; Actinopteri; Salmoniformes; Salmonidae. The transcript has 9 exons. Gene Ontology annotation, cellular component: nucleus. Gene Ontology annotation, molecular function: polyubiquitin modification-dependent protein binding; microtubule binding. Gene Ontology annotation, biological process: mitotic spindle assembly; attachment of spindle microtubules to kinetochore; protein K63-linked deubiquitination. The record is from RefSeq and is a predicted model, not a curated record. The coding region runs from base 43 to 1353 and encodes 436 amino acids.
GCAAACGCAGGGGAUGGUGGGAUAGAUGGGGAUGUUUUCAUCAUGGCGGCAUCCAUUUCGGGCUAUACUUUUAGUUCUGUGUGUUAUCACAGUGCUAACAGCAACUCUGAUCAUGAGGGCUUCCUUUUAGGAGAAGUAAGGCAAGAGGAAACUGUCAACAUAUGUGAUACACAGAUCAGCAGUGCUGAACUCCUCCAAGUAGUAGAAGUCCACAAUCAUGAACCUUGUGCACAGCUAUUUAGCUUUUAUGAUUAUGCUGGACAAGUCAAUGACAAGAAUCUUAAGAGAAUUCUUAAAGACAGACGGAAGAAUGUCAUCGGCUGGUACAGGUUCAGGAGGAACACGCAGCAGCAGAUGUCGUUCAGGGAACAGAUCAUCCACAAGCAGCUGACCCAGCUCCUGGGCGUGCCCGACCUAGUCUUCCUCCUCUUCAGCUUCAUCUCCACAGCCAACAACUCCACACACGCACUGGAGUAUUUGCUGUUCAGACCCAACCACAGCAGGUACAACCAAAGGGUGACCCUCCACAUCCCCAACCUGGGCACCACCAGCCAGCAGGAAUACAAAGUCUCCUCUGUCCCCAACACCUCACUCAACUAUGCCAAGGUCAUCAAAGAGCACGGGGCUGAAUUCUUUGACAAAGACGGUGUGAUGAAGGAUAUCAGAACAAUUUUUCAAGUCUACGGUGCACUACAAGAUAGAGUGCAAGCUGUAUGUGGAGAGGUAGAGCAGAGUGAACGCGUGAAAGAGAAAGUCCAGGAGGAGGUGAACAAACUCAAACAGCAAAUUGCUCUCAGGAAACGAAAAUCUGCGGAGGCGGAGAGAAGACUCCCUGAACCAUGUCCUACUCCUGAGGAGAACUCUGAGCCCCCGGAGACCUCCCUCCUGUCCAGGGUGGUUUUCCACACCCCAUCCACCCCCGAGCGGCCUGGUCCCUCUGCAAAUCCCCCUUCCUACGCAGACCUCCUCUCCUUGCAGGAUGACUCGCUCCUCCCCUCCUCGUCCUCCCCUACCAGUGCUGCGCUGCUUCCCCGUCCCCAAGCUGUGGGCUCUCCAGGCCACCCUUCUCCCAGUCCUCUGGGUCUGGGCCUCAGUGCGGGCCCCAGCCCUGGUCCUAGCCCCAGUACGCCCUACCUGGGGAACGGGGACGGAUCCAGCUCUGACUCCCUGGACAGACAGGCUGCAGGGCAAGAGGAUGAUGAUGAUGAUGAUGAGGACAGCAGUGAGUAUGAGAACCUUGUGAGCGAGGUGGCACAGUUGCCCCUGGUUACUGCCAGUGUGUUGGCGCAGGGCCACCCAGCUGCCCUCAGUCCAGAUGGCGAUGCCUCAGUCUGUGGCUCACAGACUUCGUAGACGCCAGCCAUGGGGACACAAUUAACUGACACACUGGGAGAGGAUGGCGUCCCAACCAAUCAAAGAUAAUAGUCUAUAUUACAGAGGAAGUACCAGCCUUGAAAAUAAAAGGCAUGCGCAGGUGGUAUAUUCCACUGUGUAUUUCUGUUCACUUUUAGUUUGAUCUCCAUUCUGGGGGGUAAUGUCAUGCUUCAUGGGCUAUACUUUUCUGUCUAGCGUGGAAAAGCUAGUCAGUUGGAGCCUGGCUGCCUCCAAUGGAUGUGUUUGAUUUAGAGACUGAGGAGGUUAUAACGGAAUGAACGCCAACCGGUUUGUCCGACCUCUCCGUACGCAUAGACUCAUUCCGCUCGUCCUGGAUCAUGCUGUGUCACAUCUGCAUCAUCAGCUUUGAGCAUCCAAUUGUACCAUUACCUCUUGCACUAUUUUUGCCUUUUAAAAAUGUAUUUAAGACAAGCAAAGGGAAAGUGUUCUGCGGCCUUCAAACUUUUAUUUUUAGUGAGACAGGUGAGUGGUUAUCUUUUUUCUUUCCUUUUUUGUUGUUGCUUAUUACAAAUAAAUAAUAUAUAUGUAUGUACAGUUGAAGUCGGAA